Ostrinia furnacalis (Asian corn borer) is the source of this 1310-nucleotide messenger RNA. RefSeq names its product lipase 1-like. Lineage: Eukaryota; Metazoa; Arthropoda; Insecta; Lepidoptera; Crambidae. The transcript has a single exon. Bases 22 to 1236 code for a protein of 404 amino acids. The record is from RefSeq and is a predicted model, not a curated record. Gene Ontology annotation, molecular function: hydrolase activity, acting on ester bonds.
CGUUCGUAUUCGGCCAUCGAGAUGGUAUUAUCAAAAGUGGGCAUUGUCGCUUUCAUGAUAUUAUUCAAUGUCGAUUCAGUGUUUAAUAAUGUUAUGAGUAGUCACAUAGAUAAAAUGAAAAGUGAAUGGGAUUCAGACGUGUUUUUGGACUCUUUCGGACUUUUGACGAAGUACGGUUACGCGCCCGAACGGAUUUCAGUGACAACAGAAGAUGGAUAUGUCAUCGAUACUUUCCAUAUUCCACGAAGCGGACCGCCUGUUUUACUGGUGCACGGUAUUACCGAUUCUUCGGAUGAAUGGCUGGUUUUGGGUCCAAAUAGAUCACUGGCGUACCAACUAGCUGAUGCUGGACUGGAUGUUUGGCUCUACAAUAGCAGAGGUAAUCGCUAUAGCAGAGAACACAGAGACAAUAUUCCAAAAAAAGAGUAUUGGAAUUUUACUUACGAAGAAAUGGGAACUCAAGAUUUGCCUGCCGUUAUCGACCAUAUUUUGAACGUUACUUCGCAAGAGAAACUGUCGUAUAUCGGUUUUUCUCAAGGAACAACUAUCUUCUUCGUUAUGUGCAGUAUGAAGCCUGAUUACAACACUAAGAUUGAGGUAUCAAUCCUGCUAGCUCCUGUUGCGUGGAUUGCACACUUAAAACUACCCACAAUAGGAAUUGUGAGUCGUAAUUUAGAGCUACUGUCUUCUAUUACUGAAGCAUUAGGUUUGUAUGAAUUGUAUCCCUUCAAAAUCAGUAAUGUAAUAAAAAGCUUAAGCUGCCUCCGGCUUUAUCCUACAAACGUUUGUUAUAUAGACUUUUAUAUUAAUUAUGGAUUAGUUCAUUCAGAUUAUUUAUCUCCAGACAAAAUAGCCGUUAUUGGUAGCCAUAUACCGGCAGGUACGUCUAAUUUAAAUUUUCAGCAUUUUAUUCAGAAUUAUUCUAGCAAACGUUUUCAAAGAUUUGAUUAUGGAUCAAAAAAGAAUCUGAAGGUGUAUUCUUCGAAACAGCCGCCCUUAUACAAUGUAGAGCUGGUCACAGCGCCCGUGAGCAUUAUUGCAAGUGAAAUUGAUUGGUAUAGUACUAACGAUGAUGUACAAAAACUUAAAAGUAAAUUACCGAACAUCAAAAGGUUUAUAGCGCUCAACAGUAGUUUAGAAUUUUCACACCUGGAAUUUGUGUAUGGUACUCGCGUACAAAAAAUAGUAAAUGAGCGUGUAAUAAACAUUUUAUUAGAUGAUUUAAAUAUGCGGUAGAGUAUGUUUUUCCACUUUAUUCGGCUGCCAAAGGAUUUUAUUUUUAAUUAUAAUCUACUUAAUAUAAUUUAGAU